AGAUAUUCUUGGAAAAGUUAAUACGAGAAUUCGAACUAAAUUCCUUGCGGCGUCGGCGAAGAUUCAUUCAAGUAAAAAUUCCAGAAGCUGGCUUGGGAAAAUUGGCAGAGUUUGAUAACAACUAAAACACCGAAAGUUUUCCUUACAGUUUCCUCUCUCGCCUGGUUUCAAGCAUUCAAUUCACCUCACCAGAGAAACAUUAUUAUAAACUAUUAUGAUGUUGAUUGUGAAAGAAUGAGAAGAUCCUAUUCAUUCGUAGGACUAUAUUCUCACGAUCCAAAGACCAACUUGAGAGAUCAUUUGUUUAUGUACAAACCAAGUGAUUGCCCAGAAGGGCGCAUUGAAACAAAUUUUUCCUUCCCUUAUUUUGAUUUUGAUAAAAAGAACCUCUUUUCUAGAUGUCUGGGCUACUGGGCAGUCUACCUGGAAGCGGGUAGGAUUGUUCAUUCCACAUGCCUAAGGACUAAUCCCGACUGGAUGUAUAAUAUGAAAAAUAUAAUUGGUGACAUGACUUUUAACUGCUUGAUGAUACCAGGCACUCAUAAUUCUGGGUGUUACUCCAAAUACAAUCCUUUAAAAGACACCGUGUACGAAAAAUAUGUCUACACGCAGGAGGAAUCGAUUUUUAAUCAAUUGGUGUAUGGAAUUCGGUGCAUAGAUUUGAGAGUAUGGCACGAGGGGUCUGUUUCGAUACCAAGCAAGAUUCAAAUUACUCAUGACAGACACCGCAUGGGCUUGCCAUCCCUCACAGAUGUCCUCCAGGAUGUGAAAGAUUUUAUCAAUGCUACAAAAGAGAUUGUCAUUAUAGACAUUCAUCGUCAGCUAACUGGAAUGUUUAACCCCCAGCCGCUUCAGAAGUGGCAACAUAAGGACAUUGUUGAUCUAGUGAAAAUUACAUUCGGUAAAUACCUCAUUGAGCAUAAAUAUUCUGAAUUACCACUGAAAUUCUUAUGGAAAAUGGAUAAAAGAGUUCUCGUUACUUACAAGUAUGAGAACUAUGAUCUAAUCGAUUCUGCUUUCUCGUUGGCAGUUCACCAUUGGUGGGCUGGAGCACAAAAUGUUGACUACUUACAUGAAUAUUUACUUAAUAAAGCCUGUUCGAAUCCAUACUACCCGACAGCUGCAGUUGCAGUACUAACGGCAAGUAAAUGGAUGCCUGUAAUAGAUCCUACAAUGAGUCUCAGGAAAAUGGCCGAAAAAGUAAAUUACCCUAUAAACAAAUGGUUCAGGAAUGAGUUAUCAUGUUCCAAUAUAAUUCUGACAGAUUAUUUUCAAGGCAACAAUUUGAUUGAAAUUGCUAUUGAAGCGAACAAAAACGCGAGUCGUUGCCUGGAUGCAUUUCAUUAUUAUUAUUAUCAGAUGAGUGAUUUGGCUAAAGAGCCUCUUGAAAUGUAUCCUUUUGAUUGAAAGAAACAAAUAUGUAAGAAUAGUAAAAUGCAGUAUUCAAGUAGAUAAUUAAACAAUAGAGCGUAGCAAAUAAGUAAUAAUAAUAAAAAUUAAAAGUAAUAAUAGUAAUAAAAUGUUCUAAAAUAAGCAUUUUAAUAUCACUGAAAAUAAAACACGGCAAUGUAAAAUUAAAAAAUUAAAUAACUUUAGAUCGUCAUGAUAAAGCUCUAUUAAUUUCGAUGACUGGCAGAAUAUAAGUCUCGUUUUCAGAAGCAAAGCAUUUUUAAAGCUAGAAAGACUAAAAUUCAUAUUUACAUGGAAUCUUUGGAAGUAAUGAAACAGAAAAGAAUGUAUUGAAGAAAUUAAUAAUGAAAUACAAAAGGGCAAAGCAGUCAGAAUUUUGAAAGCGCUGGAAAGGACUCGAAUCAAUGUCAUUAGCUAAAGAAGAAAUCCUUCUCGAUAGGCGGGGCAACAAUCAUUUUCAUUUUUCUUUCACCAUUGAUUUCAAUAUACGUAUGAUUACUGUUCCUCCUACGUUUGCAAAAUUUUUCUUGUCGAGAAGAAGGACUUACAUAUGAUCACCUAUAACAUCUAUAGAAUUUUAUUAAAAUUCUCUGAGAAUAUAAGCUUGGUUUUUUUGCAUAAUAUUUUUACAUCUGAUCACCUAUAAAAUCCACAGAGUUUUAUUAAAAUUCUCCGAGAGUCUAAUGUUAUUUGUUUGCAUAAUAAUUUUCAUAUAAAAGUGGAAAAAAUAUUUAUAUUAUUAUUUUAUUUGUAUUAUUAUUUAUGUUUUGGAAAAGAAGACAGUUAUAUAAUGUUUUGAAGAUAGAUAAAAGAAAUAAAAACUAUCUUUGCUGCUUUGCUAUACACAAUAAUUAUAAUUCAUAUAUCACACAUUGAACUACUGACAUAUUUAAAUGACAAGUUCGUUUUCUUCGAAUGAAUAGUUGAUGUAAAUUACAUUUUCUUUGUUAACAAAAUUAUUUACAGUUCUUUUCUGAAAGACUUCUAUAUAUAACUUGCAACUGAAAUUGAUAUGUUUUUAAUCUUUAUUUACUAUAUUAGAAUAACAUUUUUAGUAUUGACUAUUUGUUUAUUUAUUGCAUGUGUUUAGAUAAAAGACUUACAUUAGAAAAGAGAGUCUAAAUUUUAGUUUUUUGAAGGCAAAAUAAGAACCAAUUUAC
Messenger RNA from Stegodyphus dumicola, 2570 nucleotides. RefSeq names its product PI-PLC X domain-containing protein 1-like. Gene Ontology annotation, biological process: lipid metabolic process. Gene Ontology annotation, molecular function: phosphoric diester hydrolase activity. The record is from RefSeq and is a predicted model, not a curated record. NCBI's taxonomy places the organism in Eukaryota, Metazoa, Arthropoda, Arachnida, Araneae, Eresidae.